AUGGUUGAGGUUUCCUUGACAGUAGGAAAGUUAGACGCUUCUUUGGCGCUAUUGCUAACCAAAGAUCAUCAUUUGAUUGAAUUUCCAACCAUCUUGCUUCCCAAUGGAGUUAAAGCUGGGUCGAUAGUCAAAAUCAAGUGUGAUCAAGACUUUGAAAGCGAGAAGGAAGAACUGCUUCAUUUUCAAAGCAUCCAAGAUGAGAUCUAUCAAACCUUUGCUACACAUGCGCCAAAAGCUCCCAACUUAAAGGUCAAGAAUAUUACUCAAACUUCAUGCGUUUUAGAGUGGGAUCCUUUAGAGUUGGGCACAUCGAGUUUGAGAAACUUGAUCUUGUUUAAGGAUGGAAAGAAGUUGGGCUCGAUACCGCAACCAUUGACCAAUAAAACGUCUAAAUUGUCAGGAUUACCAGUAGACAAGAUGUUUAAGUUUCAAUUGAGGUUGGACACCUCUGCUGGCACGUUUAUGAGUCAAGAAAUCGAGGUGAAUACUCACAAGAUGACCAAUUUAUCUGGAAUCACCGUUUGCAUUGGGGAUUUGAGUCCUAAUGACCCGUUCUCAAGGCAGGACAUCGAAGAUGCGUUGAAGAAUAUGGGUGCAAAACAUCCUGCGCAGGAUCAGGUGAAAGUCGACACGACGCAUUAUUUGUGUACAAGGGAAAACAAACAAAACCCAGAAUACAUCAAGGCGAAUGAAAUGAAUAUUCCAAUAAUAAGACCCGAAUGGUUAAAAGCGUGUGAAAGAGAAAGAAGGAUAGUUGGUGUUCGUGAUUUUUAUGUCAAAGAGUGUGUUUUGCCAGACUUGUUUGCGAAAAAUUAUUGGGCUGAUACCACUCGUGUGAAAAAAAAUGAACAAAGCAGCGUACCUGAGAAGGCACAUAAUUCUACCGCGGUAUCAGAUCUGGGGGGAGAGAAGGAGACCGUAUCAGAAAAGAAGGAUGGAAAAGUUGGAGAAGAAACUACAGCUUAUAAUGAAAGUGUAAGCGAAAAUGGUAAUACAACCAGUGGAAUCAAUGAAAAGUCACCUGUUAGUGAUGGUAUACGUUCAGGUGAAUCGGAGAGUACUACUACACCAGGUGAUGUAGCGGGUACAGAUGCAGCGAGAGCAGGAGCAGCAGCGGUUGUUCAAAGUGCUGACGCUAUAGAGCCCUCCCAAGUUAGCGAAGAAGCUAAUGUAUCCAAACAAAAUGCAAUUGAAGUGAGCAAAGAUUUAAACAAAAACACAGAUUCACAAGUACCAGAAUCCAGAGAAGGGGAAAACUUAGAGCCAGCUUCUACUUCAGAUGCGGUAACUCAGUCAAGUAAUGAUAUCCAGCCCGAGGAACUUGAAAAAACCAAAGUAAAGUCAGAAGAGGUCAAGAAAGACAUUAAUGAUGCAUUUGAUACUGAUCUGGUUAAGUAUCAUGUGGAUGUCAUCAAUAUAUCAACUGACACUGAAAACCACCAAAAAGAUAUUCAAGAGGCUUUUGAAAAGAAGGAUCAUUCAAGUGAAAACUUGAAUAAGGAAAUUGUUAAAGGAGAAGAAGAAGAAGCAGCAGUCAACGUCGCUGGUGAAGAAAUCAAGGAAAAAGUUGACGUUGACGUUGACGUUGAUGACAAAGAGGAUGAUAACAAUGAGGAUGAGCCAAAAGAGCAGUCAAGCCAACCCGAAAGCAGUUCUGGUAAGAAAAAGAAAAAUAAGAAAAAGAAGAACAAUGUAAAGGAAACAUGA
Messenger RNA from Lodderomyces oxycetoniae, 1707 nucleotides. RefSeq names its product Chs5p (gene CHS5). Gene Ontology annotation, cellular component: exomer complex; trans-Golgi network. NCBI's taxonomy places the organism in Eukaryota, Fungi, Ascomycota, Pichiomycetes, Serinales, Debaryomycetaceae. Gene Ontology annotation, biological process: Golgi to plasma membrane transport; conjugation with cellular fusion. Gene Ontology annotation, molecular function: protein dimerization activity. Bases 1 to 1707 code for a protein of 568 amino acids. The transcript has a single exon. The record is from RefSeq and is a predicted model, not a curated record.